Messenger RNA from Myxozyma melibiosi, 2414 nucleotides. RefSeq lists its product as uncharacterized. The transcript is spliced from 6 exons. The coding region runs from base 133 to 2256 and encodes 707 amino acids. NCBI's taxonomy places the organism in Eukaryota, Fungi, Ascomycota, Lipomycetes, Lipomycetales, Lipomycetaceae. The record is from RefSeq and is a predicted model, not a curated record. Gene Ontology annotation, cellular component: cytosol.
GUACGGCCUCCUCGCGCGCCCACCGCAGCUCCCCGCAGAGCCAGACCUUUGUCGACCGCUGCUCUUCUUCAACCAGAGAAUCUGCGUGUUUACGCGUCGUAGUUGCUCGCAGUUCUUUGCUAUCUCCUCUGCAUGGCAGCGCUGGUCUCGCCUCUCGUCCGCGUCGAGCGCGGAAGUCUACAGCCAAAGAUCAUUGGCCUCUAUCAGGCUCUGUUCAAGGAAGGAGCUACGCCGCCGGAAAACGAUGGGUUCUGGGUCGAAUUCUUCCUGCUCAAGGCAAACAUGUCUGUCUUGUCGGUAAUCAUCUCCAGCCUCCCUCCCGAUAGUUUACUACAAUCACAGGCUACCACAAAAGCCAUCUUCACGCGUGCCGUGCGCUUUCUGGGAGACAAGAACCCCAAUGCCGUCAAGAACGCGCUCGAUACUCUACAUAUCCUGGUGCGCGAAGUGCUCGCAAAGCCGCUCACGAGCUCUGACAUCAUCACGGUCUUGGUAGGCCUGGAUCAGGUUGAUCGCGAGUUUAUGGAAUUCGUUGCCAGACUCGAGUUGCUAAUGCGUCGCGGCGCCACACCCGAACUUCGCUCGACAGCACUUCACACCUCGCUCUCUAUCGUCUGCGGCGCGUACCGCACCUCUCUCAUCAACUACUUUCUGCACCGCGACAUCUUCCCCGCGCUCAUCCAGAUCAUGUACGACAAGCACACCACCAAAUACACAUUCGAGGCCUUCGUCCUCCUCGGCGUCCUCUCUAGCUACGACCGAAUGCAGGCCUACAAUCCAUACCAGACGCGGCUGUCUGAUUUCGUCGACGAAGCCGUCAUGCAGAAAAUCGUCGUCGCGAUCGGCAAGUCGUGCCGGAACGCGCGCGAAGAGUACCUCGCAGUGGCCGACGACUCUGUCGAUCAGUUUUCGUUCGAGUCGUUGCUGUCCUACACCGAGAUCGCGCGGAGGGCGAAGAACGCGUUUUCGCAGCAGGAUCAGGAGUCAAAGAUUAGUAAGGAGUUCGCCGCCCUGCCGCCGUUGUCUGCGACCGUUCUUUUGGCCACGAGCAAUUUCGUGCAUGCAAACAAGUUUUUCGCGCGUGUCCUGUGUGAGACAAAACAAAUGAGUGAAGAAACGCCGUGCGGAUCAUUGAUCUCUCUCUCUUCGUAUCUACUCCAGCAUCAGCAUCGUUCCGAGCGAACAGCAAUCUACGCGCGACUGCUGAUGCUGAUAAAUCGGAUUCUUGUCGAAGAUCCGUCGACGAUGGGUCGUCUGGUCGCGCCCGAGUGUCGCUCGUCAAUCAGGAUAUGUCGUCAACGUCAGCCAGUGCUGCCGCGAGUGCAGGGUGAUCGGUUACUAGUCGAAGGAAUUCUCGAUUCGUUGAUCGGCGCUAUCCGACAUAACAUGAAGCGCACGCUAGAUGUGCCGAUGUACUCGCUUGCGAUGGGCACGAUCCUGCGAAUCAUCUCACAGCUGAAGCGGCUACGCGUUCGUCUGACAUACCACUGGUCUGAGCUGUGGAAGUCGAUAUUCUCGUUUCUGCGGUUUAUGGUGUCCUCGGCGAGCCACGUGCAAUCGCUCGACGGCGUUUCCGAGCUCGUCGACGAUACCAUCCGUAUCCUUGUCCUCGCCUUCUCCGCCGGCGAAUCGUUUCUGUCUGGGGCGGCUGACUACGACGAUCUGUUUUACAAGCUAGUCGAGACGGGAGACCUGCUGACGCGCCUGUCGACUACCUACAAACUGCCGACGACGCACUCGAUCGGCACCCUCGUCUCAAUCUCGGAGCACUACCGCAACCUGAUCAAGGAGAAAUCCACAAUGUUUUCCUCCAGCCACCUGUCCUCCGAGCAAGUUUCGGAGGUGAUCAAGAACGGCUACGACACUCUCUCGAUCUCGGCGCAGCAGGGUAUCGAUGUGUGGGACCGCUACCGCGAGUCCGACGAACGCGUGUUUCUCAAGAAAGCGGGUAUGACCGCCGUCCACGACGCGCGGGAACUGCUGGCAAGACAGAUGAUGCCUGUCGACAUGAGUGGUAACAACAGCAGCAGCAGUAGCCUCAACGGCGGUGAUGCGACAAGCAGAGACAGCAGCACGAGCAGUAGCAGUAGCAACAUGAGCAACGGCACAAGCCGAAGAGGAUCCAACGGCUACGCCAGCGGCACGACGUCGCCUGUCAGUAUACGGAGUCGCACCAACAGUGCGGGAUCAUCUGUUGAGUUGAACGGGCUGGGAAGGAAUGGCCAUCAAAUGGCGGUGUAUGCGAAUGGAAAGUAGCGACGCUGUCGUUCUCGUGUUUAUAUUUGCUUUUCUCUGUCUUUUCUCUAUAUAGUGUACUUCUUUCUCACAGUCUCUGACGUCGCAUAAUACGAUCUUACAACAUCUAUUGACAUAACCAGUUAUUCCAUUGUUAAUACAAAACAAAAGCAGAUUAA